UCACUUCCGGGUGAUGCAGAAUGGCAGAUGCCGCUAAAUAUCAGAAAUUAGCUUCAGAAUACGCCAAGUUAAAAGCUCAGAUACCAGUACUGAAGAAAGCUUAUCUCGACGAGCAAGGCACAAGUAAUGAAUAUAAGGAACAGCUCAAAGCAAAGGAUCAAGCUUUACGAAAGUAUGAACAGGAAGUUGACAGUUUGUCAUUCAGAAACCAACAACUCUCCAAACGUGUACUUUUUCUCCAGGAGGAACUUGAUACUAUAGAGGCAACAAAGAAAAAAAAGAACAGAAAUGCAGAACAGCCUGCAGCAGCACCUACAUCACCGGGGGUCUACAGUGAGGAACUCUUCAGUAAAAUCCAGGAGAAUGAGAGAUUGCACAAACAGGUUGAUGAUAGUAAUCGUAAAUACCAAACACGGAUACAGGAACUGGAGACAAAGCUGGAGUACUUCGAGAAGGAAUGUAACCAGCAUCAACAGGUGCUUCAGUCUACGCUGCAGAAGAGCAAGGAUCAGAUAGAUAGACUGCAGCAGGAGAAAGCCAUGGUCGAGGUUAAAUUGCAAAAAUUGGAGUCUGAUGUGAAAAGUUACCGAUCAAGAGCUGAGCUAUCAGAGGAAAAACUAGACAGUGUUCAGUCCCGACUGCAAGAUGAUCUUCAACAGGCUAGAAAAAUAAUUGCUGACAAACUUCCUUUUAUAGAUACUAAACACAGAGACUUAAAUUGCUUGAACCUGCCCACCCAUGAUAGAAAACACCAGCUGCGAGCUCGAGAACUGGUGAGCCAGUCGGUGAACCAUCUGUCGGAACUGGUUCAGGCUUUAUCAAACUUCUACACCUACUCGGAACAGAGGUCCAAAAUCUACCCAAAUGAUGGCAUCAACGAACCUCUAAGUCCCAUCAACCUAGUGUAUUGUAAAUAUCUCCAUGAGAAUGUGAGUUAUCUGCGCCCCUGUGAGCAAGCUCUUCGGUCCUUCCUGGGUACCCUGAAUGAAGAUUCCUUAACAACUCUGGAAACAGCAACAGACUUAUUUGUGUUUUCGAAGAAUUUUAAAGGUCUUGUGGGGUACAUGAACAAGUUACUGCCAUAUCAACUGGCUAGUAUAGAGGAAGAAUGUGCUCUCUCCUCUUGUACUUCAACUUUGGAGAACAAAAACAUGGAUCUUCAUCAUUCCCUUAAACAUCUCACCUCCGUGUUCAACAAACUAGACACAUAUAUCACUUUACUAGCUACACAAAGUCAAAAUCACUGCCAUUAUCCACAUCAAAACCAUUUCUCAUUCUUUGUGUGUUUAUCCAAAGUGCUACAGGAUUUAGACACAUCAGUCAGAGAUGUGUCGAAACAUUAUAAUUCUAAAGUGUCUCUAGAACAUCAGUUACCCACGGCAACACAAAAACUUAAAACUACAGAUGAAUGUAUUGUUUCAUCUCUCAUCUCCAUGGUAACAUGUACAGGAAAGGUUUCAGCAUUCUUUUCUGGAAAUAUUGACUUCUUCAAGGAAAACCCAGGUUACAGAACGCGUGGCAGCAGUAUAGGUACAGACACUACUAUGGAUGGACCUCGUUCUGGUCCCGCUACUGUCUGUUUCAGACAGAAGGCAGCAACCUACCUUUCCCAACUGUCUGGGCCCUGCCCAGAAACUGUUCCUCAUAGCAUUGCAGUACAGAACCGGAAAGUGCUACUUAGCUCCACAGAAAGUCGUGAGGGACUCUCUAAACAACUAACGACUGCCCAAACCCGAGUCAACAAGCUUGAACAGGAGAAAGAACACUGGAUGUUGGAACUACAACUACUACAGAUAAAGCAUGACAAAGAAACAGAGAAAGUGCAGAAACUUGAAAAACAGUUAGCAAGCAAGCUUGCCUCUGGAGCUGUCCAAGACUCUAUAGAAGAUAACAUCAUUAAAGAACCUACAACCAGGACCUCCUCGACAGACGCUGUCGUACCUCAGACUUCAGAAGCCAAGGCUGCCAUGUUUGGUAAGUUAGACAUGGUGUCCGCUGGUUCUAGUGAUGCAGAGACAAGAGAGGUCCUGAUCAAGAAUCAUUUCACGAACAGAAUUAAUGAACAGGCUCUACAACUACAGCUGGUUGAGAGUAAGGCUGUCAACUUUCACUCAGAGGUGCGUGCAUUACACAAACAGCUGCAGAUUGCGGAGAAAUCUAAAACAAGAUGUGAAGAGGAGCUCAAGGAUUCAUCGCAAGUACUCGCUCAGCUCAAGGAUGAACUACAGACAACAACAAAAAGCUAUGAGGGUCAGCUCAGUAUGAUGAGUGAACAUUUAGCCAGUAUGAAUGAAAAACUGGCCCAACAAAAAGAUGAAAUUGAUGAACUUAAGUCACAGAAGGUACAACCACCAAAGGAGAAAAAGAAAUUCAGAAAAUGAUGAAUUCAUAUUGGUGAAGAACAUUAUGAUGGAAACAGCAGAUCCAGAACAAUGGAUGUUGAGUUCUCGCAGUUGACAGAAUUUCUGUGACAACUGUGGGUGAUAAGUGAUUGCGGUGGACAGAAUUUCUGUGACAACUGUGGGUGUUUAAUGAUUACAGUUGACAGAAUUUCUGUGACAAAUGUGGGUGUUUAACGAUUACAGUUGACAGAAUUUCUGUGACAACUGUGGGUGAUAAGUGAUUGCGGUGGACAGAAUUUCUGUGACAACUGUGGGUGUUUAAUGAUUACAGUUGACAGAAUUUCUGUGACAACUGUGGGUGAUAAGUGAUUGCGGUGGACAGAAUUUCUGUGACAACUGUGGGUGUUUAAUGAUUACAGUUGACAGAAUUUCUGUGACAACUGUGGGUGAUAAGUGAUUGCGGUGGACAGAAUUUCUGUGACAACUUUGGGUGUUUAACGAUUGCAGUUGACAGAAUUUCUGUGACAACUGUGGGUGUUUAAUGAUUACAGUUGACAGAAUUUCCGUGACAACUGUGGGUGUUUAAUGAUUACAGUUGACAGAAUUUCUGUGACAACUGUGGGUGUUUAAUGAUUACAGUUGACAGAAUUUCUGUGACAAAUGUGGGUGUUUAAUGAUUACAGUUGACAGAAUUUCUGUGACAACUGUGGGUGAUAAGUGAUUGCGGUGGACAGAAUUUCUGUGACAACUGUGGGUGUUUAAUGAUUACAGUUGACAGAAUUUCUGUGACAAAUGUGGGUGUUUAAUGAUUACAGUUGACAGAAUUUCUGUGACAACUGUGGGUGAUAAGUGAUUGCGGUGGACAGAAUUUCUGUGACAACUGUGGGUGUUUAAUGAUUACAGUUGACAGAAUUUCUGUGACAACUGUGGGUGAUAAGUGAUUGCGGUGGACAGAAUUUCUGUGACAACUG
Messenger RNA from Ylistrum balloti, 3313 nucleotides. RefSeq names its product protein phosphatase 1 regulatory subunit 21-like. Gene Ontology annotation, cellular component: early endosome; membrane. Bases 21 to 2381 code for a protein of 786 amino acids. NCBI's taxonomy places the organism in Eukaryota, Metazoa, Mollusca, Bivalvia, Pectinida, Pectinidae. The transcript is spliced from 21 exons. The record is from RefSeq and is a predicted model, not a curated record.